UAUUUAACCUACAAAUCCAACAAAUAUUUACUUUCUCACAAGUCCGCACGCAACUGUUUACAUUCCUUUGGAGUCCUUACUAAAUUAGUGAACCCUUCUGAAUACAAAUAAAUAACUCAUGAGUCUCCAGAAAGGCAACACGAGCCGGACGCGGCCGCAGAAGCACCAAAACCGGUCGGUUUUCAAGAACAACCUGCACGACACCAGCCAUCGCACGAAAAUGGUGAAUUCCAUUCAAGUGAGCGACGUGUGCACCAGAUGCAAGGACAUCAUCGAAUGGAAGAUCAAAUACAAGAAGUACAAGCCGCUGAGCCAGGCGAAAACGUGCGUUAAAUGCGGCCAGAAGACGGUGAAACAGGCCUAUCACGUCAUGUGCACGAAAUGCGGAAGGGACGAGGGUGUGUGCACCAAGUGCUGCGAGAAGAAGGACGUCGUGGUGGCGGCGCCGACGCCCAAAAAUCAAUAUGAAUUGGAUUUGGAGCUCAAGCAGAUAUUGAGCGGUUUGCCCGAAAGAAAAAGGCGGACGUUCUUGAGGUACAUCGAAAAGAAACAACACGAAGAGGUGCCAGAGGAAGAACAGAAAGCAACAAAUGAAAAAGCCAGAGAAGAAUUAUUAGAAAAAUUGAAUUCGUUAAAAGUGAGCAACGAUGACGAUGAUGAUUUCGAUGAUGACUUUAUUAGUGAUAGUGAUCAAAGUGAUGAUGUAGAUGAUGAUGAAUGAUAAAUAUUGUAUAAUAAUAAAUUGAAUUUGAAUGGG
This is a messenger RNA of Phyllotreta striolata, 757 nucleotides long. NCBI's taxonomy places the organism in Eukaryota, Metazoa, Arthropoda, Insecta, Coleoptera, Chrysomelidae. The record is from the annotation of a GenBank genome assembly.